GAACACGGCGUCAGAAGUAACCUGGAAGCUCCCUUCCGCGAGCAGACAAAGUCAUUGUCCGCUUCAGCCUCGCUCCGACCGAGGCUUCCGGGCCACAGAUUUGCAGGCGGCAGGCGGGGCGCUGGAGGAGCCCGAACUUAUUAAAAACACGAAGCCCCAACCCUUUUGAAAACAAUAUUUAUAUAUAUAUAGACGCACAAACGCCGGUGCUAAUCCUCGCUCUUGGCAGCGGGGAGAGGAGGAGGCGGCGGCAUCUAAUCGCGGGCGAAUCACAGAACGAACCGAGGCGGGCUCUCGCGCAAACGGGGCGCAGCAGCAGGAGGAGAAGCGCGCGCGGCGCCUGGAGAAGCGGCAGCUGCUGCUCGCCCGUCCGGGGCUUUGCCAGACGGCGGGGGGAAUUAAAGCCGCCCAGGCACGACGCCGGCCUUCCGCAGCCGCCCGGUCUUCUAGGCUGACCCCGGCGAGGUGGGCGGGCCUGCGCGCCGCCGGGUCCCCCAGGAAAGGGCGGGGAGCGAGGCCGGCCUCCUCGCUGGUGUGGAGCAGCCUCUCCGGCGCCGUGUUUACAUCCGGCGCCGCUUGCCCUGGGCUGCCCUGCUCCUCCUCCUCCUGGGCCUGCUCCCGCUGAAGCCGCCUUCGCUCCCCUAGGCCGGGUCAAUGCGGCGCUUUCCGGCGGGCUAUGGACACCAGCGACCUCUUCACCAGCUGCAAGAAGGGCGAUGUUUUCCGAGUGCGAUACCUUCUUGAACAGAGAGAUGUUGAAAUCAAUGUCCGGGAUAAAUGGGACAGUACCCCUUUGUAUUAUGCUUGUCUCUGUGGACAUGAAGAGCUUGUACGGUACCUUUUAGCCAACGGUGCCAAAUGUGAAGCAAACACCUUUGAUGGCGAGCGUUGUUUAUAUGGGGCCCUGAGUGAUGCUAUUCGGCGGGUGUUAAAGGAGUACAAGCAGAUCACAGCAAAGUGCAUGAAGAGAGACUACUAUGAUGUCUUCCUUCAACGACUUCUGGAACAGGGUUACCAGAGUGACAUUGUAUUCAUUGUGCAUGGGAAGUCUUUCUGCGCCCAUCGCUGCAUUCUCGGUGCCCGGAGUGCAUAUUUUGCAGAAAUGUUUGAGACCAAGUGGAAGGGGAAGAAUAUCAUAGCACUAAAGCAUCCAUUGAUCAACCCAGCUGCCUUUGGUUCCCUUCUCCAGUACCUCUAUACAGGCCGUUUAGACAUAGAUGUAGAAUAUGUGAGCGACUGCAAAAGAUUGGCAAAACAAUGUCGGCUCCAGGAUCUCAUCGAAGACUUGGAAACCAAGUGUAAAAAGGUGCAUGAAUUUGUUUCUUCCAAGCCAGGGACCUGUGUGAAGGUGCUGACGAUUGAGCCCCCAGGUAACUCGCGGCUACAGGAAGACCUGGCUCUGCUAGCAGACUGCGCCCUGCCAGCCGAACUCAGGGUAGGUUUUGGAGAGUUGCCUUUUGACAGCACUGACAACUUUAGCAGCUGUCCUGACGUUUGUUUCCGGGUGGCAGAAUACAAUUUCUUGUGUCACAAGGCAUUUUUCUGUGGCCGCAGUGACUAUUUCAAAGCACUCCUAGAGGAUCACUUCUCUGAAAGCGAGGAGCUGCAGACCCAACCUAGCAUCCCUGUAGUUACCCUCCAUAACAUUUCAGAGGAAAUCUUCAUCAGGGUCCUCUAUUACAUCUACAGUGAUGACACAGAGCUGUCUCCUGAUAAUGCCUACGAAGUGCUUUGCGUCGCAGACAUGUACCUGUUACCUGGGCUCAAGCGCCUUUGUGGGAGGACUUUGGCCCAGGUUCUCGAUGAGGAAAGUGUUGUCAGCAUCUGGAAGAUCGCAAAGCUGUUUCAGCUGACCCGGCUGGAGGACCAGUGCACGGAGUACAUGGCAAAGAUCAUUGAGAAGCUAGUGGAGUUUGAGGAGUUUGCUGUGGCAGUGAAGGAGAAUGCUGAGGCAGUUGAAGAACGGCAGGAGACAGACUCAAUCCCUCUUGUUGACGACAUCCGUUUCCACAUAACCAGCAACGUGCAAACAUACAGUGCAAUUGAAGAAGCCAAUCAGAAACUGGAAGCUCUGGAUAAUCUUCUGGCCAGCAUAGGACUUGAAUGCUAAUCUGGGACAUCACCCUGUGUGACUUCACAGUAGAUCAGCUCAGAGUUCCCUCUCCUCGCCCCCCCCCCCCGGGGUUUUGUAGCUGCUUUCCCCUUUUAUGCAUAAUUUCAGUUUCUAACUUAACAUUCUGAUAAUUGCAUACUGAUCUACCUUUCUUCUCAUGAGAACCAGGUCCCCGGAAGCAGCUCAGAUUUGAAAACAUUGCUGCUUGUACAAGAUAGUGCUGAUGGGGGAUCUGCAAACCAAAUUGAAUGAAUGUAUUGAUUGGCAUAUUGUGAGGCUGCCAGAUGUUGCAGGCCAGCGAUGCCUAGUGAAAAUUGGUGCAGCCUGCAAGAACAUUGGCACAACACCUUCCUGCAAGCAGAUUAAAUUCAAGGCAGUUGCUGGUUAAUGAA
This is a messenger RNA of Podarcis raffonei (Aeolian wall lizard), 2505 nucleotides long. RefSeq names its product ankyrin repeat and BTB domain containing 1 (gene ABTB1). Bases 677 to 2110 code for a protein of 477 amino acids. Gene Ontology annotation, molecular function: protein binding. The record is from RefSeq and is a predicted model, not a curated record. Gene Ontology annotation, cellular component: cytoplasm; ubiquitin ligase complex. The transcript has 12 exons. NCBI's taxonomy places the organism in Eukaryota, Metazoa, Chordata, Lepidosauria, Squamata, Lacertidae.